GGUUGGAUGUUGCCUCAUGUUUUUGCUGAAUUGGGUCAGUAUUGGAAAACAGACAAGUUUAAGGCAAUAUCAGAUCAAGCCAAAAUGGCUAGAGGCAGUCUUAAAGGUGGCUCGUUGCACACCGGAGGUGCAAAGACGGUUGGAACAAUUGCACGAGAGAUGGAAAAAGAAUUGGGACGCACUCCCAUUGAACCAGAGGUUUUCAAAAAGACUCAUGUCAGGAAGAAAGAAAAUGAGUCAGAUCCGGAUGUGUGGGUGGAGGAAAGGGCCAAACGAACUUUUAAUGACUUUAAUAAGUACGUUGCUGAGAAUCUAGAUAGUUCGGUUCAAUUGACACCUGAACUGUCCACUCAGAUUUGGAAAGAAAAAGUGAUAGGGGGGACACACAAGGGUAGAUGCUAUGGUCUAGGCUCUCGCAACGAUGUUAGACGCCUUCAGUCAGGCUUAGAAGGUAUUGGAUCGUCACGUCAAGCUGAGGCACUUGACGGUGUUCAGAUUGCUGCUAAGUCGGAUCAAAUAACUAAACUUACAGCGGCACUACCAGAGUCGGAGCGGAAAAGAGUAGCUGAACAACAAAGCAUGAGUAAGACCGUUCAGCAAAUCAAAGAACAAGUGAUGAACCUCGCUCGUCGACCUACUACUUCGGCUCCCGAUGACACCGACGAUGAGAGUGAUGAGGAUGAUUAUGUAGAUCUCACUCCCUAGUUUAGAUCUCUGGACAUUUAUGAACUUUUUGAAAUUUUAAAACGAAUUUUAAAAAACUUUAUAAGUCUUUAAUUUAGGAUUUAAAUACUUUUGAAUGUUAUUUUAAGUUUGUUA
Messenger RNA from Solanum stenotomum, 819 nucleotides. RefSeq lists its product as uncharacterized. The transcript is spliced from 3 exons. The record is from RefSeq and is a predicted model, not a curated record. Bases 7 to 705 code for a protein of 232 amino acids. Lineage: Eukaryota; Viridiplantae; Streptophyta; Magnoliopsida; Solanales; Solanaceae.